AUGGGCAGAUCGGAGCCUCCAUUCAUUUACGACCGCCCGACCACCUACAGCUUCUAUGGCCCGACCGACCCAGGCUUUAACCCGAAAGCCGUGACGCAAGCCAGCCGAGCUCCACCACCACCAAGACCUACACAAAAGGGUCCGUUGGUGAACAUCAAUCGCCAUCCCGACUCAUGGGGCAGCCUCGACCCAAAGUCAACAUGGACGCCAAUGAGUCCCCAUACCAAGAAUAGGGUCAAUUAUGCGCGACGUACGCAGUUGGCUUUACGAGUUCUCACUCUCCUGGGAGCACUUGGAUCUCUAUUCUGCUCAAUUGUGAUCAACAACGUCGCGACAACCGUCAUUUGGAUCAUUCGGGCUGGUCCCAUCGUUGCAAUCCUCCAUACUCUCUAUGCCGUCUACCAUCUUUGUCGAUCUCCAGUCAACCGGCCCCCCGCUUCUCAAGCUAGCUAUGGCCUGUUCGCCUCCACUCUGGAUGCGGGGCUCAUUCCGUUCUAUGUGUUUACCGCCUUUAUGGCUCAUGGAGAGUAUACCAUCGAUGCUUACCAUUGGGGAACGCUGUUUGCCAACGAUGCUGUGACCGUCCAGGUUGCGGAGGCUACUUUCAUCUGUGCCCUCGCCAAUGGCGGCCUGCACCUCGUUUCGCUUGCAUUGUCGAUCUUCUUGGCCGUCAUGUUCCGCAAGAUUUCUCAUCUGCCUCCCGAUAUGAAUCCCCUGGAAGACAAUUUGACCGCUCGUCCUCGCAAGAGCCGCAAGGAGAUUGAUGUGGAUGAGAAACAUCUCAGCUCGUCCACUUUGCAUUCGAGCCUCGAAGACCCACUCAUUGGUCCUCCUCGCUCUAUGCCAUUCAUGCAUACUCGUGGUCAAUCUAUGGCUAGUGACUCUAACCGUGGAUCAGUGGAUAUGAUGAACGUGAAGCGUCAAUCUGUGGUAUCCGUGCAGCCCCACCGUCUUUCUUACUUGGAGCCAUCCAGUCCGGAGAUGUUGUUCCACCAUCCUGCUAGCCAGCCAUAUGAUAUGACAUCGGAUGCUCCUGCCCCAGAAUACCGCAACGUUACUGCCCGCUCACCCGAAGUCGUGGAUCCCGCUACUCACACCCGUCACCUGGCCUCUCGCACUGCGGAUAGAGCUGACUCGGUUAGUCCAUUGUCUGGCAAUUGGGUAGCCUAUCCCGACCGCUCUCCAUCCCCAGCCAGUGAAGCCAAUAAUGAGAACGAGCCCGAUCUCCGUCAAUCUUCGUCCGUCUACAGUCGCCGCACGAUCUCUACAACCACCUCACAAGGCGGCAAUGGUUUCCGAGACUGGUUUGCAUAUGGACAGAAGCCUGCGAGUAUUGGAAGCGUUAUCCCUGAGGACACCCGCGGAGAAUAUGCAUCCUUGGCAAUGCACGAGCAUUAUGGAAACGAAGAGGAGAAGUAUGAGCAGGACCUCGGUGAUCGCCGCUUUAACAUUUUCUCAGACCCCGAAGAGCAUGACCAUGACCAUGAUGAUGAGCGUUCUCACGGACUUCCCUUCAAUCCUCUUAUGCUUAACCCUCCGACCCCUCAGCCAAUUCUCACAGAGAAGCCCGAAGACACCGAUCCCGUACGACGCAAUGUGUUGAUCGACAACAUGAACAUCUCCAACCAGCAGGCUCAGGAAGAAUCACCCGACUCUCCGUCAACAAAGACUCGCUACUAUGGUAACCUAGAGGAAGAGGGCAAGCCUGGUCUGGAUAUGUCACGGCACGCCAGUGGCCAAGACGACUUGACACGCAAACCAACAAAGCUGUCCAAGAAGCGGAACAAGAAGUUGUCCGCCUACCAGUCCCUCAAGAAGGAUGACAGCGACGAUGAGGGAUAUACCAACUCCCCGAGUGCAACCGAAGGAGACCGCAAGGGUCGUGUUGUCAGUAACUCUGGCACAGACACUUCUCGACCGGGUCUUGUUAGUGGCGUUGGUGCCUCCCUGUCCUCCUAUGGAAGUUACAUCGCCGGAUUGGGUGUUGGACGUCGCCGCGACGUGAGUGGUAAGGUGGCCGAAGAAGGGCGCAGCUUGAACGUUGUCGAAGAGACCGAGACUCCAAGCCCGAAGCCUGCCCCUACACGGGCUGCUGGAUGGGCACGAUUUGCGGGACUGUGA
Molecule: messenger RNA, 2121 nt
Organism: Penicillium cataractarum
Lineage: Eukaryota; Fungi; Ascomycota; Eurotiomycetes; Eurotiales; Aspergillaceae
Exons: 3
Coding region: 1-2121 (706 amino acids)
Source: RefSeq, a predicted model, not a curated record